This is a messenger RNA of Otolemur garnettii (small-eared galago), 1761 nucleotides long. RefSeq names its product erythropoietin receptor (gene EPOR). The record is from RefSeq and is a predicted model, not a curated record. Bases 125 to 1654 code for a protein of 509 amino acids. The transcript has 8 exons. Gene Ontology annotation, biological process: positive regulation of cell population proliferation; hemopoiesis; cytokine-mediated signaling pathway. Gene Ontology annotation, molecular function: erythropoietin receptor activity; protein binding. NCBI's taxonomy places the organism in Eukaryota, Metazoa, Chordata, Mammalia, Primates, Galagidae. Gene Ontology annotation, cellular component: membrane; external side of plasma membrane.
CCUGGUCGGGAAGGGUCAGGUCAGCUGUGUCCGGCGGAGGCAGCUGCUGACCCAGCUGUGGACUGUGCCAAGGGCAGGGACGGAGGGGCACGAGCCCUGGGCCCCUAGCGGCGGGGGCUGUUUCAUGGACCACCUCUGGACGCCUCUCUGGCCCCGGAUUGGCUCCCUCUGUCUCUUGCUGGCUGGGGCCGCCUGGGCACCCCCACCCAACCUCCCAGACCCUAAGUUUGGGAGCAAAGCGGCCUUGCUGGCUGCCCGCAGGCCCGAAGAGCUUCUGUGCUUCACCGAGCGCUUGGAGGACUUGGUGUGUUUCUGGGAGGAAGUUGCAAGCGCUGGGGUGGGCCCCAACAACUACAGUUUCUCCUACCAGGUCGAAGGUGAGCCGUGGAAGCCGUGUCACCUGCACCAGGCGCCCACGGCUGGUGGCAUGGUGCGCUUCUGGUGCUCGCUGCCUACGGCAGACACGUCCAGCUUCGUGCCCCUAGAGUUGCUGGUCACAGCAGCCUCCUCGGUCACUCCGCGCUAUCGCCGUACCAUCCACGUCAAUGAAGUGGUGCUCCUGGACGCCCCCGUGGGACUGCUAGCGAGGCUGGGAGACGAGGGCGGCCACGUGGUGCUGCGCUGGCUCCCGCCGCCUGGAGCACCUAUGACAACCCACAUCCGCUACGAGGUGGACGUCUCCGCUGGCAAAGGCGCGGGGGUUGCUCAGAGGGUGGAGAUUCUGGAAGGCCGCACUGAAUGCGUGUUGAGCAACCUGCGGGGCCAGACACGCUAUACCUUCGCUGUCCGUGCGCGCAUGGCCGAACCGACAUUCGGAGGCUUCUGGAGCGCCUGGUCAGAGCCUGCGUCGCUGCUGACAGCUAGUGACCUGGACCCCCUCAUCCUGACGCUCUCGCUCAUCCUCGCGCUCAUCCUGCUGCUGCUGGCCGUGCUCACCCUGCGCUCACACCACCGGGCUCUGAAGCAGAAGUUCUGGCCUGGUAUCCCAAGCCCCGAAAGUGAGUUUGAGGGCCUCUUCACCACCCACAAGGGUAACUUCCAGCUGUGGCUGUAUCAGAAUGAUGGCUGCGUGUGGUGGAGUCCCUGCACGCCCUUUACAGAGGAUCCACCUGCCCCCUUGGAAAUCCUCUCUGAGUGCUCCUGGGGGGUGACACAGGCAGUGGAGCCAGGGGCAGAUGAUGAGGGGCCCCUGCUGAAGCAUGUGGGCAGUAAGCAUGCCCACGACACCUACCUGGUGCUGGACAAGUGGCUGCUGCCUCAGAGCCCACCCAGUGAAGACCUCCCAGGCCCUGGUGCCAGUGUGGACAUAGUAGCCAUGGAAGAAGGCUCAGAAGCAUCCUCCUGCUCAUCUGCCUUAGCCUUAAAGCCCAACCCUGAAGGGGCCUCGGCUGCUAGCUUUGAGUAUACCAUCGUGGACCCUAGCUCUCAGCUUUUGCGCCCUCAGGCACUGCCCUCUGAGCUGCCCCCCACCCCACCCCACCUAAAGUACCUGUACCUUGUGGUGUCUGACUCUGGCAUCUCAACUGACUACAGCUCAGGGAGCUCCCAGGGAGCACAAGGGGACUCAUCAGAUGGCCCCUGCUCUAACCCUUAUGAGAACAGCCUUGUUUCAGCCCCUGAGGCUCCACACCCUAGCUAUGUGAUCUGCUCUUAGGACACCAGCAUGCAGACACUUGGAUAUUAAAUAUGACCCCAAGUGCCAGUGCAAGCUCAAGACUUACUGAACAUGACAGCAAGUCCUCCUUCAGGGCUAGGGCCCUG